GUCAUGGCAUAAUUUCUCGAGAAAGCAGUCUACUUCAGAUGGACUUCUUCAACAAAGCAACGCCAUUUUGAACCAUCUAGCAGCUGCAGAUUACUCUUAGACUUACCCAAAGGUUAUAAUUGCUAAACUCCGGGGAGGAAGAAAUCGACAUUAAUUGCAAAACCAUUUCGAAAUACAAUUAAUAUCCAAUUAAUUAGAACAUGAAAUGGUUACUUUGUUAAAUGUUACAAUGCGCAUCCUUCGAAGAAAAUGGAAGAUUUUUGCAGCUGCACUCUUUGUGAGUAUACUGUUGUUGUGGACUAUAAACUGGUGUGGCAAUAGGCAAUCAAAUAAUGCAGAACAUUCCAAGACCUCGGAACCACUGAAUGUAUUGCCCAGUUUAACUGUAAUUAUUCAAGAUUUUGAUGUCCUUCAAAAUGAUGUGUUCACAUCUGCUAGUUAUAUUGCAGGGAAUUUAUCAGAUGUAAAUGUACUUAUAGUGUCUGAACAAAUACCUUACCCACCUGUAAAGAUUCCAACACUGGAAAAUGUUAAAUUAGUAAUAUCCCAACCUAACCCAGGUCAUUCGUUAAAUUCAUCUAGACCAGAAUUGAACAUCAGAUCAAAUUUUGUUCUGUUUUUACCAGAUGGAUCACUGAUAGGUCAGGAUUUCUACAGAAUAUACAAGUCCUUUGUUAAUAAAUUAGACUUAUCUAGAAAUGAAGCAUUUGCAAUUACAGUGGACAAUUCGCGACUAAAUUGUUAUGGAUUGGAUUUUAAAAUGAAAACUUGGACGUUGAACAUAGGUGAGAGACUGGAUUCCAAGAGUUGUGGGUAUGUGAAAGGAGAUCAUGGUUUACUGUUGCAAGCCAAACAUUUGUUUUCUUUAAUGGAUCCAUUCAUGCCUUCUACUUUUAUGUCAUUGUAUAUUCAGUUAUCAUUAGUAUAUGUCAAGGUUGUGAUGAUAGAAGACCUACAGCUACAGCGGAUAUCAACUGCUCCUAAAGAUGCUAAAGUAUUGUGGGAGCAAAAACAGUUCAGGCAGAGAAAAUCAGAACAACUGUAUGCUAAAGUUGGAGUAAAAAAAGUAAACUAUGCAAAUGGUCAUACAGAAUGGUAUGGGUGUAAUAAAGAAUCAACCAGAUGUUUUGACACUGUGUACCAAAAUAUGCCUGAAUAUCUGUAUAAUGGGAGAUGGACACCUCCAUGCUGCCUGACACACCUGAGGGAGACGGCAAGACAUGUGUUUGGCAUCUUGGACGCCUGUAAAGCCCGAUGGUGGCUGGAGGGUGGGAGCUUGCUAGGUGCUGCUCGGGACCAUGACAUUAUUCCUUGGGAUUAUGACAUUGAUAUUGGAAUGUAUCGGGAGGACAUGCUCAAGUGUAAUCAAUUGUUAAGAGUUUCCAAAGAAAGAUUUGUAGAUGAAAAAAGGUUUUCAUGGGAGAAAGCAAUAGAAGGAGAUUUUUAUCGUGUACAGUUCAGUGAGAGCAAUCAUUUACAUGUAGAUAUAUUCCCUUUUUAUCCCCAAAAUGGUAUAAUGACGAAAGAUACUUGGUUCAAAACUCAUAAACAAGACACAGAGUUCCCAGAACAUUUCUUAAAACCUUUAACUCGAAUUGAAUUUGCUGGAAUUAAUGCAUCUGCUCCAAAUAAUGUAAGAGAAUUUUUAGAAUAUAAAUUUGGCAAAGGAGUGAUAGAAAGUCCAAAAUACCCGAAUGAAGUAAUAGCUUUUUGAAUCUUGUUUAUUCAAUGACAAUGUUUAUUUAACAGAUAAUAAAUCUGUAUUCACUUUUGUAAGUAUGUUUUUAUGCAAAACAAAAUACAAA
Messenger RNA from Mya arenaria, 1805 nucleotides. Its product is annotated as ribitol 5-phosphate transferase FKRP-like. NCBI's taxonomy places the organism in Eukaryota, Metazoa, Mollusca, Bivalvia, Myida, Myidae. The record is from RefSeq and is a predicted model, not a curated record. Gene Ontology annotation, cellular component: Golgi apparatus. Gene Ontology annotation, biological process: protein O-linked glycosylation via mannose. Bases 206 to 1714 code for a protein of 502 amino acids. The transcript is spliced from 3 exons.